AUGUAUAAGAGGAAUGAGCUCAUGGCCAGUGUGAUGGUCACCUCUGCCACACCAGAGGGUAGUAGCAGCUCAGAUUCUCUGGAAGGGCGAAGUUCAGAUUAUGCCACUAAAAGCUACGAUGCAGUUGUAUUUGAUGUGUUGAAAGUAACUCCUGAGGAGUUUGCUAGCCAGAUUACAUUGAUGGAUAUGCCAGUAUUUAAAGCUAUACAGCCUGAGGAACUAGCAAGCUGUGGAUGGAAUAAGAAAGAAAAACACAUCCUCGCUCCAAAUAUUGUUGCCUUUACUAGGAGGUUUAACCAGGUCAGUUUUUGGGUUGUACGAGAAAUAUUAACAGCACAGACCUUAAAAAUAAGGGCAGAAAUAUUGAGCCAUUUUGUGAAAAUAGCUAAAAAGCUUCUAGAACUGAAUAACCUUCAUUCUCUCAUGUCUGUGGUGUCAGCGCUGCAAAGUGCACCCAUCUUCAGACUGACCAAAACCUGGGCUCUUUUGAAUCGCAAAGACAAGACCACCUUUGAGAAGUUAGACUAUUUACUGUCUAAGGAAGAUAAUUAUAAAAGGACACGAGAGUACAUAAGGAGCUUAAAAAUGGUCCCUACUAUUCCAUAUUUAGGAAUUUAUCUCUUGGAUUUAAUCUACAUUGAUUCUGCAUAUCCCGCUUCAGGCAGCAUUAUGGAGAAUGAACAAAGAUCUAACCAAAUGAACAAUAUUCUUCGAAUAAUAGCUGAUCUGCAAGUCUCCUGUAACUAUGAUCAUCUUACGACACUGCCCCAUGUGCAAAAGUAUUUGAAGUCUGUCCGUUACAUUGAAGAACUUCAAAAAUUUGUAGAAGAUGACAAUUAUAAAUUAUCAUUAAGAAUUGAACCAGGUAGCAGCUCUCCUCGACUGGUUUCCUCCAAAGAAGAUCUUGCAGGUCCCUCUGAUGUGUCAGCAAUUAUGAAAUUCAGCAGUUUUUUUUGUCCUGAUGCCUCAGUAGCAGCAAGUCUACCUACACCUCCUGUACCACGGCACAGGAAGAGUCACAGCCUGGGAAACAACAUGAUGUGUCAGUUCAGUGUGGUGGAGAGCAAAAGUGCCACGUUCCCGACGGAGAAGCCACGCCAUCUCCUGGAUGACAGUGUCCUGGAGUCGCACAGCCCGGCCCGCGGCCACCCCCUGGACACGCUCCUCACCAACGGCCUGUCUAUAGAUAGCAGUGAAAGCUCAGAAUUUAGUGAGGAGCUGCCAUCAGGGCUUGAAAGGGGUCGUUUAUAUGCCACGCUGGGGCCUAACUGGAGGGCACCGAUCCGGAAUUCUCCUCGGAGUCGAAGCUGUGUCUACAGCCCAACAGGGGCUUGCAGCUGCACAGUAGGUAGUUCCACAGGAGUCAUUACUAUGGAAGGGCCAUUAAGAAGAAAAACAUUGCUCAAAGAAGGCAAGAAACCUACUCUCUCUUCAUGGACUAGAUACUGGGUUAUGCUUUCAGGAUCAACUCUUCUGUACUUUGGAGCAAAAUCUUUAAGAGGCACUGAAAGAAAACAUUAUAAAUCUACCCCUGGUAAAAAAGUCUCCGUUGUGGGCUGGAUGGUGGCACUGCCUGACGACCCUGAGCAUCCUGAUAUUUUCCAUCUAAAUAACCCUGACAAAGGCAAUGUUUACAAGUUCCAGACUGGUUCAAGGUUUCAUGCAAUAUUAUGGCAUAAGCAUUUGGAUGAUGCAUGCAAAAGCAACAAGCCUCAGGUACCUGCUAAUCUGAUGUCAUUCGAAUGA
Chaetura pelagica (chimney swift) is the source of this 1746-nucleotide messenger RNA. It is a transcript of the gene RALGPS1, whose product is annotated as Ral GEF with PH domain and SH3 binding motif 1. NCBI's taxonomy places the organism in Eukaryota, Metazoa, Chordata, Aves, Apodiformes, Apodidae. The record is from RefSeq and is a predicted model, not a curated record. Gene Ontology annotation, molecular function: guanyl-nucleotide exchange factor activity. Gene Ontology annotation, biological process: Ras protein signal transduction; positive regulation of GTPase activity. Gene Ontology annotation, cellular component: plasma membrane.